GUGGUCAUCUGCUCGUCAUCGACCCCGUAUAAACCCCGUCAAAUUCGCCAGCCUGACUUGGCUUUGGCCUUGCGCUGACUCUCGCCACUGGGCGUCCAAUCAUCACCGGCCAGACCCUGGUUGCAAACUCUGUGCCAACCACGCAUUCCAUCCACUCUCUAUCUUCUGACCUUCACGACUCUCAACUUCAGCAAUUCAACAGCGGCCUACUUAACCAAACCAAAACCCACUGCCAUUGUCAUCACUGUAUACUCGCCGUUCUACAAUCCAACCUCACCUUCAUCUUGACUGCUGUGUCCCUUUCCUCGCCACGGCCAUAGCCAUGGCCACGGCAACCGUCACUGAGAUCCUCACAACCACCAUCCACGCCACUGCUGCCACCGCCUCCAGUUCUAAUCGUGCAACUCCUCAAGGCGGUGUGUUCGAAGGUGUCAACCCCACUCAUUAUGACACCAAAAACCCCAUCACUCUUUUCAUCAUCCAGGCCAGUAUAGUCAUUGCUUUGACCAGAAUCAUCCAUUGGCCUUUAACAUGGCUACGCCAACCUCGUGUCAUCGCCGAAGUCAUCACCGGCAUUGUCCUGGGUCCAUCAAUUAUGGGUCGUAUCCCCGGCUUCACUCAGCAUAUCUUCCCUACCGUCUCGAUGCCGGCUUUCUCCCUCGUCGCCAAUCUCGGUCUUGUCCUCUUUCUCUUCCUGGUAGGCCUUGAGGUCGACUUGAGAUUUUUGGUCAGUAACUGGCGUAUUGCCCUGAGCGUCGGAGCUCUCGGAAUGGCCCUGCCAUUUGGUCUAGGUGGUGGUAUCGCCUAUGGUCUGUAUCACGAGUUUCGUGACGAUGAAGGCGUUGCUCCCAUCAGCUUUGGGGUUUACCUGCUCUUCAUCGGUGUUGCCAUGGCCAUUACUGCAUUUCCGGUCUUGUGCCGCAUCUUGACUUCUCUCAAACUACUUGGUACACCCGUCGGUGUCAUCGUCCUUUCCGCUGGCGUAGGAAACGAUGUUGUGGGCUGGAUCCUACUCGCUCUUUGUGUCGCCCUGGUGAACUCCGGUGCGGGUCUCACUGCUCUAUGGAUCCUCCUGGUCUCUGUCGGUUACUGCUUGUUUGUCGCCUAUCCAGUUCGCUGGGCCUUCUACUGGCUCCUUCGUCGUACCGGAAGUUUGGCUAACGGCCCAACCCAAGGCGUUGUGGCUAUCACCGUCAUGCUCGUUCUAGCUUCGUCCUUCUUCACCCAAAUCAUUGGCAUUCAUGCCAUUUUUGGUGCCUUCAUGAUUGGUCUCAUCUGUCCUCACGAAGGAGGCUUUGCAAUCAAGCUUACCGAGAAGAUCGAAGAUCUUGUCUCCGUUCUCUUCCUGCCCUUAUACUUUGCCAUGUCAGGUCUCAAUACCAAUUUGGGUCUCCUCGAUAGUGGCAUGGUUUGGGGUUACGUGGUUGGUGUCUGCGCAAUUGCAUUCAUCGGCAAAAUCGCCGGAGGUACUCUAGCCUCACGACUGAACGGCCUUGUUUGGCGCGAGUCUCUGACAAUUGGCUGCCUCAUGUCGUGUAAAGGUCUAGUGGAGCUGAUCGUUCUCAACAUUGGCCUCCAAGCACAGAUCCUUAGUACCCGAACUUUCACAAUUUUCGUUGUCAUGGCUCUUGUCACAACUUUUGCCACAACACCCCUCGUCGUCUGGCUCUAUCCGCCAUGGUAUCAAACCAAACUUGAGCUGUGGAAACAGGGAAAGAUUGAUUGGGAUGGCAACCGCCUGCAACCUGAUGACGAUGACUCUUCCAACAACGAAUCUGAUGCUCUCACAAGAGUUGACGUUGCUCGAAAGGUCCUCGUAUACCUCCGACUUGACGGACUGCCAUCUCUCUUCACCAUGGUCAAUCUGUUCGCCGCCAAACGAGAAGAUCUCGACACACUCGAGCCCAAAACCACCCAUGAGGCCGACGCUCCUAGUCAACCCACUUUGCUCAAGCAUCCCGGGGCUUUGGCCUCCGUCGUCACACUUCGACGGCCCCUCCAAAUGCACGGUCUCCGCCUUAUGGAAUUGACCGAGCGUGAAUCCUCUGUUAUGCGUGUAUCGGAAAUCGAAGAGUUCGCCGCUCGAGAUCCUGUCAUCAAAGCCUUUGGUACAUUUGGCCAGUCGCGCGACAUUGCUGUCGGUGGACAGAUUGCCGUCGUCCCCGAUCACAGUUUCAGUGGAACACUGCUGUCUCGCGCAAGAGAACUCCGAUCUGACUUGAUCCUCCUUCCUUGGUCUGAAACUGGAACCAUGAGCGAAUAUCCCAAUCUUUUUGACACCAAACCUUUCGACCCACUCGCCAAUGCCGACUUCAGCACUCUGGCCCUUGAAAUCUAUCGCAAAGCUCAUGAGCACUGCGGUGUCGGCGUUUAUCUUGAUCGGACAGUCCUCUCUUCCAAGGAUAACCUCAAUUCCUCCACCUCCACUGGCCACCAACGAACACACUCCAAUCCUGUCGUUGAUGCUACUCGUGGUCUCGCUCGUACACAGACAGGACUGAGCAUUGGAGUGGGCGACCAGACUCGCACUACAGUGCACUUUGGUCUGUCCGAAUCCGGCCGUUACCGAAUUUUCGUUCUGUAUACUGGCACUCAAGACGAUCUCUACGCCAUCCGUCUAGGCCUACAACUCACCAAAAAUGAUCUGGUCGAUCUCAAGAUCAUCAAUGUUCAAACCAGCUCCGCACUUGAAUUGCACGAUUCCGAUGAUGAUGACAUCAAACAUAGCGCCCAUCGUGUUGAUAGCGCAAUGGGAGACCCCCAGUCCCCAAGCGCACUUGUCGCGGCCGAGUACGCUGCAAUCCAGUCGACGCAUGCACAUUCGGACCAGUCACGGAUAUCCUUCACCGAUCACAUCGUUACGGGACCCUCUGGAACCAGUUUAAAGCCAAAAUCAAACCAAUCUUCGUCCAUCGAACCUCUCGUCCAUGCCAUGUCUGAGCCGAGUGGCGCUGAAACCAUCGUCAUCGUUGGACGCAACCCUGUCCCCUCUUCCUCGGGUGGCAUUCUCAACGUUUCCAGCGCCAGUGAAACCCGAGCCCUCGGGUCAAGUGGCACACAGAUUGUGAAGACGAUACGAGAAAAGGGCAUCCAAGCAGCAGUCCUCGUUGUGCAGGGCAAGAAGGAAAAGUCUCCUGCCGAACUAGAGGCUGAGAAGACUAGACCAGGCACAAGUGAAGAUGUGGUGAUGGCUUAGUCGGCGAUCGUGGUGUCAUGGAGACUUUCAGCGUGUCUAUUGUGCAGGUUUUUGUAAGUCGGGAGCAAGGAUUUCGAGCAAAGAAUACAGGAUAUUGGGAACCGAUCAAUCGAUCGCAGGGACAGCCCCUGAUCUCUUGGGAGCCUUGGUAGGGCAAGGCGUUGGUAUUUUUUAUUCUACAAGGUGUUCACUUUUGGGUGGGGUCAUAUCGUGUUGGACACCCGGUGGGACAUAUAGCUACCUAAUGACAUAUUCCCUGCUGUCUAGUGUCAGCCAGCGAGACUGUUCGCCAGACUCAUUGAAAUACUCGUACGUGUACAUUGAAUAAUGCCUAGAUGUUAUGUUAGCUUAG
This is a messenger RNA of Exophiala mesophila, 3548 nucleotides long. RefSeq lists its product as uncharacterized. Gene Ontology annotation, molecular function: antiporter activity. The transcript has 2 exons. NCBI's taxonomy places the organism in Eukaryota, Fungi, Ascomycota, Eurotiomycetes, Chaetothyriales, Herpotrichiellaceae. The coding region runs from base 323 to 3196 and encodes 957 amino acids. Gene Ontology annotation, cellular component: membrane. The record is from RefSeq and is a predicted model, not a curated record. Gene Ontology annotation, biological process: proton transmembrane transport.